This is a messenger RNA of Cynocephalus volans (Philippine flying lemur), 4090 nucleotides long. It is a transcript of the gene QPCTL, whose product is annotated as glutaminyl-peptide cyclotransferase like. NCBI's taxonomy places the organism in Eukaryota, Metazoa, Chordata, Mammalia, Dermoptera, Cynocephalidae. The record is from RefSeq and is a predicted model, not a curated record. Gene Ontology annotation, molecular function: zinc ion binding; glutaminyl-peptide cyclotransferase activity. The coding region runs from base 1 to 1152 and encodes 383 amino acids. The transcript is spliced from 7 exons.
AUGCGUUCCGGGGGCCGCGGGCGGCCUCGGCUACGGCUCGGGGAACGUGGCCUCGCGGAGCCAACCUCACCAUCCAAGCGCCGCCUGCUACGGCGGGUGCAGCUGUUGCCCCUGCUGCUGCUGACGCUGGCCGUGGGCUCGGCGUUGUACAUCAUUUGGAGCGGCUGGCACCGCAGGACGGAGAAGCUGCCGCCGGGCCAGGAGCUGCGGGCCCCGUUGAUCGGAAGCCUAUCCGAAGCCCGGCUGCGGAGGGUAGUGGGGCAACUGGACCCGCAGCGUCUCUGGGGCACUUUUUUGCGCCCCCUGCUGGUUGUGAGAACCCCAGGCAGCCCCGGCAAUAUCCAAGUCAGAAAGUUCCUGGAGGCCACGCUACGGGCACUGACAGCAGGCUGGCAUGUGGAGCUGGAUCCCUUCAUGGCCUCAACGCCUCUGGGGCCACUGGACUUUGGCAACGUGGUGGCCACGCUGGACCCAGACGCUGGCCGUCAUCUCACCCUCGCCUGCCAUUAUGACUCAAAGCUCUUCCCACCUGGGUCGGCCCCCUUUGUGGGGGCUACAGAUUCAGCUGUGCCCUGUGCCCUGCUACUGGAGCUGGCCCAGGCCCUCGAUCUGGAGCUGAGCAGGGCCAAAGAGCAGGCAGCCCCGGUGACCCUGCAGCUGCUCUUCUUGGAUGGUGAAGAGGCAUUGAAGGAAUGGGGACCCAAGGACUCCCUUUAUGGCUCCCGUCACCUGGCCCAGCUCAUGGAGUCUAUACCCCACAGUCCCGGCCCCACCAGGAUCCAGGCUAUUGAGCUCUUUAUGCUUCUUGAUCUCCUGGGAGCCCCCAAUCCAACCUUCUACAGUCACUUCCCCCGCACGGUCCGCUGGUUCCAUCGGCUGAGGAGCAUUGAGAAGCGUCUGCACCAUUUGAACCUGCUGCAGUCUCAUCCCCAGGAAGUGAUGUACUUCCAACCUGGAGAGCCACCUGGCUCUGUGGAAGAUGACCACAUCCCCUUCCUCCGCAGAGGCGUCCCAGUGCUUCAUCUCAUCUCCACGCCCUUCCCCACUGUCUGGCACACUCCCGCUGACACUGAGGCCAAUCUUCACCCACCCACGGUACACAACCUGAGCCGCAUCCUUGCAGUGUUCCUGGCUGAAUACCUGGGGCUCUAGCCUGCCGGCUAAUGCCCAAGAGGGGACCCUACUCUGAGCAAGAAGUGCCCAGCAGGGGAUAUGCCAAGUGCACCUGGAGCUGGUGGAUCUCAGGCCACGCCCACUGUGGGUGUGCUUGCUUGUCCUUUUUUAUACCUUUGGCUCCUACUUGUGCUCCAGUUGGAAGACCCCCUUUCCUUGGAUUAUCUUCAGGGACAUGGAAGAGACCUUUGUGGGGAUGACAGCCAAAGGAAUAAGAGCUGGGCCCCUGCCCUGAGGUAAAUACUUGGUCUGAAAGUUUGCAGGGACCAAAUGCUAUUCUUUUAGUCAGCAAACCAUGGACUGGCAUCUGGACUGGCAUUCCAGCAAGCAACACCACCCAACCAAAUGAAUUCUCCAUGGCUUAUGUUUUUUUGUUAGUUCAUUCUCCAGAAUGUCAGCCUUGCUACUGCACCAAUCCAAACCUAAUUCCCACCCACCUGGGAUCCACAGAGGAUGUUCUCAUAAAUAGGAAAAGAGGAGAUGGAAACCAAUACUUAGGAACUCCAGAUUCUGCAAGACCCAAUGGGCAAUAAACUGGUAUUUAUGCAAAAUAUAUUCUGCAGAAAUAGUGUAAAUAGGUGUUGCAAGGAAAAGGGGAUCCAAGAUCAAAGAAAUGGGGUGAGACAACAUUAAAUUUCUUCAGUACACGGUGUAAAUUUUCAAGAGUAAGACUGAGAAUGCAAUGGUUCCCAAAGUAUUUCACCAUGGAACCCCUUUAUUGGAAAGCACCUCACAAAAAUAGGGUACCUCGGAAGAUACUUUGGGAAACACUGGGUUUGGACCAUUUAAGAACAUUUAUGGUAGGAAUGGGUAAGACAGACCUAGAUUCAAAGUAGUUAUACCAAACCAUCUUUCCUUUUCAGCUGUGUGUACAGCAGUAUGAGAUGUGAGGAAGUAUUUCCCAACACAACCUAAUUUUUAGACUCAGCUGGAGGGCUUAAUAAAAAAAUGCAGACUCCCACGUUUCACCCCGGCCCUACUGAACCAGAACUCCGGGGAGGGGCUGGGGCUCUGUAACAAACACCUGAGGGAGUGUCAUGAUGAACAGAGUUUGGGACGUGCUGUACUUAGGAUAUAGUUUGGUGGAUAUAUAGCUGCUUAGCAAACCUAUUCAAAAGAAAACCAUAAGAUGGAGGGAGCCUAGAAGAAGAGUCCUGGGCUCUGUGCCUGCUGGUUUUGUGACUUCGAUGGAGACUUGGUAGGUGGCAGAAAUGCCAGGCCAAGAUAGAGGACUAUUAAAUGUUGAAGGUGAGCAUUGGCAUUCCAAGCCAACUCUAGGCUGCAGAAGACUCAAUAGAACUCCAGGACUGAAACUGAAGAUAUCAAUGAGAGAAGAUAAACAGAAGGUCCUCAGUUCAGGUGCCUCCACAGUUGCUUUUUAGUGGGCUCCUAAUAUGUGCCAGGCACCAUAAGCACUUUACAUAUGUCAACUCAUUUAGUUUCCCUGCAAGGGUACAAUUUCGGUUCUCAUCUUGCAGGUGAGGUGGCUGAGAUUGAGAAUCGUGAACCAGUUGUUUGCAGAGUCCAGAUUCUCACCCAGGUCUGUGCUCCCAAUCCCCAUGUCUUACCUCCUUUUCAGAAGUCACCUGUGCUGGAUGAAUAGUUCGUUGACAAAAAGGAACCCAAAGUUUUUAAUUGGCUUUAUGCACAUUUUUGGCUUGAAUUCAGGGUAAGAAUUAUUAGCCCCAUUUUCAGAUGAGGCUGCUGAUGCUUGGCAAGGUGAUGUUUCCCCAGGUCCCAUAGCCAGCAGGUCCUAUGGCUCUCAUCCAAACCUGGGCUCCCCCCGCUUCACCCUAUGAAAGGUCCAUCAGUGUAUUUCUUUCUCUUUGGGGCGGUGGGGGGGAGCAGCUGGCCAAUACAGGGAUCUGAACUCUUCACCUUAGUGUAACACCACCACACUGUAACCAAAGCUAACCAGCUAGUGUUCAUCGGUGUUUUUCUUUUUUUUAAGAUAAUUGGUAAGGGGAUCUUAACUCUUGACUUGGUUUCAUCAGCACCACGCUUUCCCGAGUUAGCCACAGGCCGGCCCUAUCAGUGUAUUUCAUAAAUACAAACUAUGUCUCACAUAUUUUUUGAGGAACUGCUAAGUAUUCCCAUUGUUCAGAUUAAGAAACUGAGCUUCAGAUAAACCAAUUGCCCAAGAUCACAUAGCUGGGAACCUUGACUGCAAUGUAUCUAGGGGUACGUUUCUUUUUAUUUAUCUAGCUUAUAACUCAUUGGAUUUAAUUAGUAUCUUCUUUCAGUUUGGAAUUCUAAACUAUCAUGUCUUUAAACAUUGUCUGCACCAUUGUCUUGAUUCUGGAAUACCAAUGAAAUAUGUUAUUGGUAACUCGCCAGUUAGGUCAGUUGGUUAAAGCACAGUGCUGAUGACACCAAGGUCUGGGGUUUGAUCUGUGUACCAGCUGGCUGCCCCUGCACACCUACCAAAAGAAGAGAAAUGUUAGACCUCAAUAUCCUCUGUAACCCUUCUUUCAUAUUUGUUUUUGUUUGUUUGCUUUUUGUCUCUGCAUUUUUUUUUCACCCAGCUCUAUAUUUUUUGGCUGCUGACUGGUAUGGGGAUCUGAACCGUUGACCUGAGUGUUAUUAGUUCAGUAAAUCUUUCUUCAGCUGUCUCUAAUUUGCUAUUUAUCCCAGCCAUUGAGUUUUUACUUUUGGUUACUGUAUUUUUCAUUUUUAAAAGUAAAGUCGGGGGCCAGCCCGUGGCUCACUCGGGAGAGUGUGGUGCUGAUAACACCAAGGCUGUGGGUUCGGAUCCUAUAUAGGGAUGGCCGGUUCGCUCACUGGCUAAGCAUGGUGCUGACAACACCAAGCUAAGGGUUAAGAUUCCCUUACCGGUCAUCUUUUUUAAAAAUAAUAAUAAUAAAUAAAUAAAUAAAUAAAUAAAUAAAGUCGGUGGGUUUUUUCCAUUCCUAUCUGC